This is a messenger RNA of Brassica rapa (field mustard), 1101 nucleotides long. Its product is annotated as putative pre-16S rRNA nuclease. NCBI's taxonomy places the organism in Eukaryota, Viridiplantae, Streptophyta, Magnoliopsida, Brassicales, Brassicaceae. Gene Ontology annotation, biological process: rRNA 5'-end processing. The record is from RefSeq and is a predicted model, not a curated record.
UUAAGUUAAAUCGAUCGAAUGCCAGAGAACCAGUAUAUUACCAAUCAGCUGGUUCACGGUUUGAAGGAAACACUCCGCUCUAACUGAAGGGUUUAAGAAAGAAAACACCACCUUAUAAGAUUGGAAUCUCACCCUUCACGUUCGAACUAUACAGAAGCGAACCGAACCGGAAUAAACCUUAACUGGUCCGGUCCAUCCCUUAAACCCUUCCAUCAUCUCGCUCGGCUUCCCUAGAAGCCCAUUUGAUCAGUUUCAAAGUUUCCGCGUUUCAGUCCCAACAUCAAUCUAAAGUUCCAACCUUUGUUCGUAUAAAGCUCUAAAAACCUUCUCAAACACUUGUUUCAUUGUCUAAUUGAAGGAAAUGAAGUAUGUGAAGCCAUUGAGGUUACUGGGUGAUGCGUUGAAGACAAAAGUGUCAGUACCUGGUCGGUUUCUCGGGUUAGAUGUGGGUGAUAAGUAUGUUGGAUUAGCUGUUUCAGACCCUUCUAAUAUGAUUGCGUCUCCUUUGAGUGUUCUGCUAAGGAAGAAAACAAACAUUGACUUGAUGGCUACAGAUUUUCAGAAUCUGGUCAAGUCAUUUUCUGUGUCUGGCUUAGUAGUUGGUUAUCCUUUUGGCAAACUGAACAACGUAGAAGACGUUGUGAUUGUGAAUCUUUUCAUUGAGGAGCUUCGUAAAACCGAAAAACUCAAGGAUGUGAAGUACACUUAUUGGGACGAGCGGUUAUCAUCAAAGACCGUUGAACUGAUGUUGAAGCCUUUGAAACUGCAUCCAGUUCAAGAGAAGACGAUGUUGGACAAGUUUGCCGCUGUAGUUAUACUUCAGGAGUAUUUAGAUUACGCAAACAGGUAUGUAAAAACUGAGCCAGAAGAGUGAAAGAGAAACGGGUAGUGACAAGUUAGAUUGGAUGCUAACAGUCUCCUAUAAUCAGCUAUAAGAGCUAGUUUCAGAUAAAUGAGUAUGAUUUGUUGUGAAACUAUCAUCUCACAAUAAUAUCUCUCACGACCUUUGUUUUGGGCAGUAAUCAUAUCUUUAAACUUUAGGCAAAUAUGAAUAAGGCCUUUGUGUUACUACUAUGUACGUACUUCCAAUGUUCGAGUCAA